This is a messenger RNA of Xenopus laevis (African clawed frog), 513 nucleotides long. RefSeq names its product extended synaptotagmin-1-like. The transcript is spliced from 3 exons. The record is from RefSeq and is a predicted model, not a curated record. Lineage: Eukaryota; Metazoa; Chordata; Amphibia; Anura; Pipidae. Bases 163 to 513 code for a protein of 116 amino acids.
CCUUCCUUUCCCAGCUAUUGCUUUUGUCUUUAAUCAAAAACGUUAUUGCGCUUUAUUCCUCUCCCAAUUCCCUACCUGCUCUAUCUAGCUUAUUUGUACAUUGGAAUAACAUACAUAUUUCCUUCUCCCAUCUCCUUCAGAACGCUGUCGGAAAAAGAGCUUAUGAACCAAAUCGGACAGAUCAUCAUUGCGCCGCAGCAUUUCAGCCAUCCCCUUGCAGCCAGAUUUGAUUUGGCUAAGCUGCAGUUUUUAGAACCCAGGAAUGCGCUUCGUAUCCGAGUCAUAGAAGCCAAAAACCUUGUUGCCAAGGAAAUUUUAACCAAAUCGUCGAACCCUUAUGUUGUGAUAUGCGGAGGAGGAACAACAGCAAAGACAAGGGUGAUACACAAGAACUUGAAUCCAAAGUGGAAUGAGACCUUUGAGAUAUUAUAUUCUGACCUCCCAGACCAGGAGAUAGAAUUUAAUCUCAUCUCUGACAAAGGUGUUAAGAUAAACCAGCAAUUGGGCAGGUGA